AUUCGCGGACACGGUGGGGCGGGUUAUCGAAGGUUCGAUUUCACCACCCUUUUCAUGCCUUUUUUCUUCCCCGGUCCCCCUUCUUAAACCGAGUUGCUCAAGCCAAGAUUACCUUCCCAUCUACCGAUCUACCCUACGAACGAGUGAAUAAAAGCCAGAGCAAGGGAGGUAUGGACGACACCAUAUACUCGACAAGUACACAACAUAGGCUGUUCACCUUCACGCCAAAGCAGCUCUCGGACCUACGCUAUGCCACCAACAAAGCCGCGAUCGAGAAGAUCACAGAGUCGAUAAAGCGACGGGCGGUCGCAGCGGGGAUUGUCGAGUCGGAGAUCGAAGAGAUCGAUUGUCCGACGGCGGAAGAGGAGUUAAAGCUAGUUGCAUAUUAUUGCGUGAAAUGUAUGCAGUUGUCGGAUCAUUUUCAGUUUCCCAGCAACGUCAAGGCGACCGCGCUAACAUUCCUCCAUCGCCUCUACCUAACAACAUCCACCCUCACCUUGCACCCAAAGAAGCUUCUCCUACCAAUCUUAUACCUAGCAACGAAGACCGAGAAUCACUACACGCCCAUAAAAAACUUCAUCGCGACGGCCGCCACGGCCGGCCCCAAAGUGACGAAGGAAGACCUCCUGGACCCCGAAUUCACAAUAGCAAUGGGCCUACGCUGGGCCUUCCAAGUCUGGCACCCCUUCCGCGGCCUGGAGGGCAUAUUCCUGGAACUCAACGCGAUAGCAUCGGGCCGCUACCAACCGCCCAAACCCAAGGAACACCUCGUCCUGCCCGCCACGGAGGCCAAAGUUGCACUGCUGGAGCUCCUGGCGGGGGACACGGACCGGAUCGGGCGAGCGCACGGGGAGGCGAGAAGGCUGCUGACAACAACUGCCCUCCUGACGGACGUGUACUUCCUCUACACCCCCCCGCAGAUCAGCUUCGGCGCCUUCCUAGAAGCAGACAGGGAGCUCGCUACCUUCUACCUUGACAUUAAAUUUCCCGAAACCGAUGUGCCCGGGAGAAAGACCAAGAUGAAGCUCUUGGACGUGCUGGACGAGAUCGCCAAGAACCACCUCUCUGCUGGCCUAUCUGAGGACUUGAAAAAUCCUUAUCAGGGCUUACUCCUCCAGUUGCCUCAGAAUGGAAUCACCACUUCACUCUCUAUGUCCGUGGACCCUACGCUCGUCAAGGAAGUUACGAGGAUCGACAAGAAGCUCUACCGUGUCACUAAGAGAGACCAGGACAGCGCUGGAAAGAAGAAGGCGGAGGAGUGGAAUGGGAGUGGUAGCCAGAGUGGUACUGGGAGUGGCAAUGGUAUUGGGAGGUACGAUGAGGACGAGGAACGCCGUGCCAAGAAGCGCAGGCUAGAGAGGGAGAAGGCGGAGCGUGAAGGGGAUGUCUUCGGCGCCCGCCUGCCGGAUGUCAAGACUGCGGGUGCGGGGUCUUUUUAG
Molecule: messenger RNA, 1439 nt
Organism: Tuber melanosporum (Perigord truffle)
Lineage: Eukaryota; Fungi; Ascomycota; Pezizomycetes; Pezizales; Tuberaceae
Exons: 2
Coding region: 171-1439 (422 amino acids)
Biological process (GO): regulation of cyclin-dependent protein serine/threonine kinase activity; regulation of transcription by RNA polymerase II
Cellular component (GO): transcription factor TFIIK complex; nucleus
Molecular function (GO): cyclin-dependent protein serine/threonine kinase regulator activity
Source: RefSeq, a predicted model, not a curated record